CGGGCUUUCAGUGGCUCAGUAAUUAUUACAGUCAGGCGACGACACUUAUUGAUUUGCCUCAUGAUGUGACAAACGCUGGUGAUCUAGACUCCCUGCGCAGGAGUCGCUUACAGUGCAUAGUGUUAUGCUGACUACUGCCUUAGUAAUGGAUGGCCAAAUUAAAGAUACGCAGGUGGUGGCCGCCGGCGACAAAGGCGUCUACACUAUACACGGGGACCUCAAAACGUAAAAAUAGAACACCGAUUCAAAUAAAACCCCUCGAUCAAAAUGGUAGUGGUGAUAAGGUCAGAAAAAAGUCACGGUUCUCAAAAUAUCAACCCACUGUCGUACAUUAUGUUACAUUAAUUAUAAUUGGUAUAAUAUCUUGGGGUCUGCUAUGUUGCGCAUUCGGCGAGGAAUGGUUCUGGCAAGGGAAGUGGUUCCGCCUGGUAGCCGUGGCAGUAGUGGCAUGGGGCAGCGGGCUGCUGCUUCAGGAGGCUACCACGCUGCCGCCGCUCCUGGCAGCGCUCAUCACGGGCAUGCUGGCACGACAUUUUGGGUUCCUGGAUAUGCACGAUCAUAUGCAUAUUGACUCGUUCUUAAGGAAAAUUUACCCUGUCAUAAUAUUGGGUAAAGGCUCGCUGGCGUGGGACUAUAACUACAUCAGGGUUAAUUGGCGACAAGUUAUGCUAUUAGGCGGCGCGCCCUGGACCGCCGAGGUGGUGGUGCUGGCGACCUGCACGCACUUACUGCUGGGUUUCCCCUGGAUGUGGGGUUUCCUGCUCGGUUCGGUGUACGCGUCCGUGUCAUGUCCCGUCAUCAUGCCGCUGGUCCAGAAGCACGGGCAGAGAGCGCGGAACCCGGUGAACUGGGCGCAGCUCGUCUGCACAGCCGGCGGCCUGGACACGGCCCUCAGUGUGGGCAUAUACGGGGUCCUAUUCAGCUUCAUGUUCUACGAAACGCACGAUACAUACCGGUAUGCAAAAGCGUGCCUGGCGCUGGUGGCUGGCGUGACGCUGGGCGUGUGCUGGGGCGGGCUGGCGCGCCUCGUGCCGGGCCCCGCGGACCGCUACGUCGCGGAGCUGCGCGUGCUGUUCGUGCUGCUCGGCGGACUGCUGGCUAACUUCUUCACCUCCGUUGUCGGCUGGGGUGGGACAGGUGCGGUGGCGGUGCUGGCGUGCAACGCAACCGCCGCCCACCAGUGGGCGAAGACGGGUUGGAAGCUGAACCAGAACCCAGCGGCUGGCGCCUACCGCGUGCUGUGGUCCGUCUGCGAGCCCGUACUCUUCGCAUUCACAGGCUCUUACUUUGUGAUGCGGAACUUUGCGUCGGAGACGAUGCUAAUUGGCCUGGGGAUGCUGGCAGUCGGGCUGGCCGUGCGGCUCGCGAUCGCCGCGCUCAUGUGUUGGAACCUCAACGCCAGGGAGACCAUGUUCGUAUGCUGCACGUGGAUCCCGAAGUCUAUUGUAGAGGCUGUAUUGUGUCCUCUGCCGAUCAUCACCGUGGCGAUGUCCCCCGAGCCCCGCGACCCCCACGAGACGGUUUACGCCAACCAAAUCAUGAUGCUGCUGGUCCAGGCGAUCCUCAUCACCACCCCCGUCGGCUUCCUCCUUACCAACCACCUGGGGCCCCUCCUCCUUGGUCACAAACAAACCGACAAGAAACUAGCCUGCGAAAACGACGCCGAUUUCACCAAAAGGAAAUCCACGGACGAAUCUUUUAGUGAAGUUGUUAGACUAUAGAAUUAAAAGGAGCGAGUACAAUGAACCGUGCAUGGACGAUUUUCGGAAGCUGUAUAGAAUUGAAUUUAGAGGUACCUACAUUGGUCAGUCUGUAUGUCUAGUCUCUGGUAAGACGUACGAUGCAGAUUUUGGUUGUGAUUUGUGAAUAAUAAAGACCAGUACAGUGCACGUUAUAUUAUGUGUUGUUGUAAUG
Molecule: messenger RNA, 1914 nt
Organism: Aricia agestis (brown argus)
Lineage: Eukaryota; Metazoa; Arthropoda; Insecta; Lepidoptera; Lycaenidae
Product: sodium/hydrogen exchanger 9B1-like
Exons: 11
Coding region: 150-1721 (523 amino acids)
Biological process (GO): proton transmembrane transport
Cellular component (GO): membrane
Molecular function (GO): antiporter activity
Source: RefSeq, a predicted model, not a curated record